Molecule: messenger RNA, 1773 nt
Organism: Eremomyces bilateralis CBS 781.70
Lineage: Eukaryota; Fungi; Ascomycota; Dothideomycetes; Eremomycetales; Eremomycetaceae
Product: Nucleotidyltransferase
Exons: 3
Coding region: 1-1773 (590 amino acids)
Biological process (GO): RNA 3'-end processing
Cellular component (GO): TRAMP complex; nucleolus
Molecular function (GO): mRNA binding; poly(A) RNA polymerase activity
Source: RefSeq, a predicted model, not a curated record
AUGGAACCGUCUGACCCAAAUUCCCACAGGCGCCGAUAUGACGAUGGCAGGAGGCACAACCAGUCCCGAGCAGCCCGUCCGAAUUUUGGUGGGCGGCCGAGGUUCUCCGCGGAUCGACGCGCGCUGAUGACCACGAAGCGCGAGACUACCCCGGAGCGCUUGACGGGAAUGGCCGGCGGCCCUGCGUCGUUCCGCAAUGUAGAUAAUCUGUCCGAGUCCGAGGCGUCGAUGGAGUUCGACUCGGAUAGCGGAGAUGUCGCAGACCUGAAGCAGGACCAGCCGUCGAAGAAGAGGGUUAAGCUCUCCGAAGAACCCACCAAACCGAAAUGGUCCAAUCCGGAUCCGUACACUUCCCUCCCACCGCCUGACGCGACGGCGCAGGGGAAACGCAAGGAUGUGGUGCAUCUGAUCCGCAAGGCGAAAAUCGCCGUGGAGAAUGAGCAGGCCGGUAGAAAUGAAGUCUCACAGAAUGCGGAUUUCAUCUCGCUGAAUUUCGACGAUGAGGACGAGGGAUGGAAGGCUCCGAAUGAUGUCCCUACCAAACCUGCCUUCCCCGGUCGAGAAAUCAAGGCCGCAACUGGUGCCAAGCGAGGAAAGCAGAAAGCACAGGUCCCUGAUGUAACGCCACUCCAUACUGGUAAGAAGCGAAAGCAUACGCAUGUGGCGGCUGUGCUACCCGAGUGGUGGAUCCCUCGUGGAUCGGCUGGAACUCCUUGGUGCACCAGGGCCACUGAUCACUCCAAUAUCGACCGCAUGGUGGAGUGGCUCCAUCUUGAGAUGGUCGAUUUCUACGACCAUGUCAAGCCAUGCGUAUUCGAGCAGUCUCUUCGGGAAGACCUCGUAAACCGUCUUCGUAAGCACGUCCAGAAGAAUAGUGGUUUGCCUUGUGAUGUCAAAUGCUUCGGAUCGUUCGCGCAAGGAACUUACCUUCCCACUGGCGACAUGGACAUCGUUGUGGUGUCCAAGACAUUCGAACAGACAGGCAACCGCGCCUUCGUGAUGAACAACUACAAAAAGAUGUACCAAUUCUUUCGGACGCUGACGCGAGCUGGAUUGGCUUCUCAUACUGAAAAUCAGAUCAUCGCGAAGGCUCGGGUGCCGAUUAUCAAGUACGUGGACCCGUACACAAGGCUCAAUGUUGACAUUUCUUUCGAGAAUCUCAGCGGCGUCGUAGCGAUCCGAACGUAUCAGGAUUGGGCCACCGAGUUCCCGAUCUUAAAUGUCUUUGUUGCCAUCAUCAAGCAAUUCCUGAAGAUGCGAGGAUUGAACGAGGUCGUCAAUGGUGGCAUCGGGGGCUUUAGCAUCUCCUGCCUAGUCUACAGCUGGCUCAAGUUGCACCCGAAGAUCCUCUCGAAGGAAAUCAUCCCCGAGCAGUGUCUUGGUGAGCUCCUGAUGGACUUCUUUGAUUUCUACGGCCGCGAUUUCGACGUAACUAGCACUGCUAUCCAGAUGCGGCCUCCUAUGUACAUCUCAAAGAACAACCUCAUCCUCGGCGGUAACGCCAAAAUCAAACCCGAGCGCCUCACCAUCAUCGAUCCCAACAACCCGACUAACGACAUCUCGGGCGGCUCCAGUCGUAUCUCGACGAUCUUCGCCGCCUUCCGCGCCGCUCAUGGAGCCCUUGAGGAUCGCAUGGACGAGCUGCGGAGCAUGCCCAUGAGCGAGCGGAAGGGCCAGAGCAUCCUUGGCGUGGUCCUCGCCGGGAAUUAUAUCACGUUCGAAACCCAGAGAGAUCAUUUGGAGGAUACGUGGGACAGAAGGGGGAGGCGUUAG